This is a messenger RNA of Meira miltonrushii, 861 nucleotides long. RefSeq lists its product as uncharacterized. The coding region runs from base 36 to 689 and encodes 217 amino acids. Gene Ontology annotation, biological process: mitotic sister chromatid segregation. The record is from RefSeq and is a predicted model, not a curated record. The transcript has 2 exons. Gene Ontology annotation, cellular component: kinetochore. NCBI's taxonomy places the organism in Eukaryota, Fungi, Basidiomycota, Exobasidiomycetes, Exobasidiales, Brachybasidiaceae.
AUCAUCAUCAUUGCAGGGUUGUUACUUCCUCAACAAUGCAAGACGAUUUCCCCAAAGUGGAUCUCACUGAACGUGGGGAUCUGGACCAUGUCUUGGAGCAGAUCAGGAAACACUCUCUAGCUCUUCUGCGAGAUGAACUGGAUAAAGCUGGCCAGUCCAACGAUCGAAAAGUACUAAAAACAUGCGAAGAAACGAUCGAAUUGUGGAUCAAAUCAGCAAAGAAGAAGCUAGAGUCCAACGUUACAGUGAAUGGGAUGCCGUUUCGAGAGGGAACAGAUGGCACGCAACCAUUCGAUCAAGAAUUAUCGCAACGUGUACGAAUGCUAUCAGAAAGAUGCGAUACAUCAACAGCUCAGGCAAUAGCAGCUCGUAAAACGAUCCCAUCCAAACGAGCGGCAUUAUUGCAAACUCGAGCUCAAUUACAAAGAGAAAUUGAACAAAAGCGAGAGAACAAACGGAGAAGGCUAGAAUCCGAAAUAGAGAAGUUGGUCAAAGAACGUGAUAGUCAAACAGGUGAAAGUACAAUCAAACCGCUGGAGAGAAGUGAGGAAGUCGCAGAUUCGUUGCGAACAGCUAAAGAGAAUAUCGAUCAAUUGGCAGUGGCACUGGUGGAACAAACGUCUGCUGCUAAUGAGCAAGCCAAAUUUGUGCAAAGGUUGCGGAUAAUGUCUGCCUCGUAUACCUCUUGAGGUUGUACAUGGUCUAAUUGAUCUUUUACCCUUUCUAUUCUUACCCGAUUGUUGUAUUAUAGAAUAUAUCCAGCAAAGGUCCAAGCACUACGUCGAACCUUUAUCUCUCUCGUGAAACGAUCUCUUCAGUCAUAUAAAUUGAAUUGUACAGUAAAAUGCAGAAGUUGGUGCU